CAGUUCCAACUGACAUGGUCAUAUUGUAGGAGCUCGAUUUUUAUUCAUCUAGAUUAUUAUUAUUAUUUGUAUUAUUAUUGUAAAUUGAUAAACGUGGCUAAAGUUCUGGAAACAUGGAACAAGUUGGGAACAUGUUCUGUUGCCAGGAUUCAUUCAGAUUUGCGCUUAUCAAGGAAAAUGCGCUUUGAGGAUGGUAUAUCCAUGAAGGAUUACAUCAAGAUGAUGGCUUACAUGAUUGUGUUGUGUUUAACACUGGCAAUUUCAUUAUCGUUUUGGGUCCUGUCCAUAACCGCCAGCACAUACUACGGUACACUGCAACCAGUAUCGCCAUUUCGAUGGCUGUUUUCAGUGCUCGUCCCUCUCGUUAUCACCAUUCGAGCCUUUAAAAGAAAGAGUCUUGAUCAUGGUGGUGCAAUAGCAGCGAUGCUGGUCGGCUUCAUUCUUACUAUGGCCAACAUGAGCUUUUUUGCAGCUUUGUUGACCUUUUUCAUCACAUCCAGCAAACUAACGAAAUGGAAGGGGAGCAUUAAGAAACAAAUCGACUCCGAUUACAAAGAAGGUGGCCAAAGGAAUUGGUUGCAGGUAUUCUGUAAUGGUGGAGUUCCUACAGAAUUGGCCCUGCUCUAUAUGAUUGAAGCUGGACCUGGGGAAAUAGCUUUAGAUUUUGUGAAGCAGUAUUCAGCCUCGUGGAUGUGUUUAUCGCUGUUGGGAGCCUUGGCUUGCAGCACAGGGGACACCUGGGCUUCAGAGGUCGGUCCAGUGCUCAGUAAGAGCAAGCCCAGGCUCAUUACCACCUGGAGAGAUGUUCCAGCAGGUACCAAUGGAGGAGUCACUCUUGUUGGUCUAGUGGCUAGUUUCUUGGGUGGAGCCUCAGUUGGUUUAGCAUUCUUCUGCACACAGCUCCUGAUGGUUAAAGAUCUGCAUUUGGCAGAUCCUCAGUGGCCCAUCAUCUUAUAUGGAGCUUUAGGAGGCCUGCUGGGAUCGCUGCUGGACUCUUUCCUGGGGGCAACCAUGCAGUAUUCAGGAUACGACGAAGACAUCGGGAAAGUUGUGAGUUACGAGACGAAGAGUGUCAAACGAAUUUCUGGGAAACCGAUCCUGGAUAACAACGGAGUCAAUCUUUUCUCUUCUGUGCUCAUAGCACUAUUCCUGCCUGGCUUUGCAUGGACCUUCUGGCCGAGGCAGUGAAAUGCAAUGUUAUUGUGCAUCAUAUAACUUAGUUUGUGUAAAAAAACUAAAACAUAACCAUUGCUUUCAAAGGAAUUUUCAAGGAAUAAAACAGAACCAUUCUGUAUUAAGAAUGUGCUCAUCCAAAAAUGUAAUGUACCAGCUUAAAUUGAUAGUUCACCCAAAAAUAAAAAUGAAACAUUCUCUGAAAA
Messenger RNA from Xyrauchen texanus (razorback sucker), 1379 nucleotides. It is a transcript of the gene tmem19, whose product is annotated as transmembrane protein 19. The coding region runs from base 178 to 1188 and encodes 336 amino acids. The record is from RefSeq and is a predicted model, not a curated record. The transcript has 7 exons. Lineage: Eukaryota; Metazoa; Chordata; Actinopteri; Cypriniformes; Catostomidae. Gene Ontology annotation, cellular component: membrane.